Molecule: messenger RNA, 1920 nt
Organism: Branchiostoma belcheri (Belcher's lancelet)
Lineage: Eukaryota; Metazoa; Chordata; Leptocardii; Amphioxiformes; Branchiostomatidae
Product: tetratricopeptide repeat protein 38-like
Exons: 14
Coding region: 483-1850 (455 amino acids)
Molecular function (GO): protein binding
Source: RefSeq, a predicted model, not a curated record
AGUUCUACUUACAUCAUGCUGAUGGGAGAACAGGUUUUCCCAGAUAAUUUGUCAAGGGGGCGUGACCCCUGGUAGCACAACCAAUAAGGGUCAAGCCAUAUGAUCCUGCCAAAUACAUGACUCCAACACUACUUGGGACUUUCCAAUAUACCUGAAACAAGGGGUGGAAGGGGUUAAGUUGCAAUGGGAGACUGAUCCUGAACAAUGAUCCCAACUCUAACCCUAACUCUUAUACCAAACCUAACCCUAACCCUAGCCCUAAACACCUGACCUCUCAUGUAUGUGGCAGCUCAAGGAUUUGUCUAUUCAGACCAGUGUAUGCAAAUGAGACUGUCAACCACCUGUUCCUGUGUGUGGUGGGGUCAUCAUAUUGUCAACAGUCUGUCAGUGACCAGUGGUGUGUCCAUACAACUGGUCUUCCUCUGUACAAACUUAACUCAACCUUCAACUUCAGAUCUGUACAGGGUUCUCUGAUUAACAACAUGCACAGCCACUGGAGAGACUGUCAGGAGUGGUCCAAGAUAGGACUACCCCUUUCAACAACGAGUAAUGAAGCCUGUAAGAUGUUCGAUGCUGCAGUUACACAGUAUAUUGGUUGGUAUGAUGAUGACAGUGUUGGUGGCCUGAUGGGAGCUAUGGAGAAGAUGAACCAAGCAGAUCCCAACUUUGUUAUGGGGAAGGUGGUGAGUGGUUGGUUCCAACUUGGUGGAAAGUCUAUUACAAGAGAUGAGAAGCUGAAGAAGGACAUUGAGGACCUGGUGAGAUCAGCACAGGGGAACAACUGUACAUCCAGGGAAAAACAACAUGUGGAGGCCAUACGUCUACUGGCAGGAAGGGACAUACCUGCUGCAUGUAAUGCCUGGGAGAACAUUCUGGUGGAAUAUCCUACAGACAUCCUGGCUCUGAAGCUGUCCCAGGCUUCCUACUACGACAUUGGAUACUCCGCACAGCUGAGGGACUCUGCUGCUAGAGUGCUCCCAGCAUGGAAGCCUAGCAUGCCUCUGUAUGGGUACCUGCAUGGAAUGCAUGCCUUUGGACUUGUGGAAACCAACUUCUACACUCAAGCUGAAAAAUCAGCAAGGAAGGCCCUUGAGCUGAACCCCCGGGACAUUUGGGCGACCCAUGCAGUGUGCCAUGUGAUGGAGAUGGAGGGGAGGCAGGAAGAGGGCAUCAGCUUCUUGUCAAACACCCUGCAAGACUGGGGUAGUUGUAACCUGUUUGCUGGCCAUUGCUACUGGCACUGGGCACUCUACCACAUGGAGAAGGGGGACUACUCUGCAGCUCUCAAGAUCUUUGACAACCAGUACAAGGGCAGGAAAGAUGCCUUCAUCACGGACACCAGUUCUCUCCUCUUCAGACUCAACAUGGAAGGGGUGGAUGUGGCAGACAGAUGGGAUGACACGUACAAGAUGUGCGAGUCUGAUCUGGAAGAACGAGUCGCCAUCUUUAAGGAUGUUCACCUCCUUCUGUCCUGCCUUGGUGCCAAGCAGCAAGAUUCCACCAAGAAAAUGAUGGAGUCUCUUAGAAGUUUUGUCAGUGAAGAGGGAACCCAGCCCACUGUUGCUAAAGAGGUGGGAGUUCCUAUCUGUGAGGCUCUUGUGGCUUAUGAUGAGGGAGACUAUGCCAGAGCUGUGGAUCUCAUGGCACCCAUGCGGUACCGGGUAGGAUCAAUAGGGGGCAGUAAGGCACAGCUGGACUUGUUCCACCUCUUUCUGAUCCACGCUGCCAUCAGAUCGUCUGAGACCCGUCACCACCAGUUAGCCAGGGCCCUAUUGGCUGAGAGGAAGGCACUGAAGGAGAAUUCACCAAUGACUGACAGGCUUAUAGCAGCAGCACCUCUACCUUUCUAAUGACAACUCAGACUGGUUACAAAAACCUCUGCUUGAUUAUUAUACAUUUAAUAAAUUGUAGGUUCUGCAU